Molecule: messenger RNA, 2617 nt
Organism: Eubalaena glacialis (North Atlantic right whale)
Lineage: Eukaryota; Metazoa; Chordata; Mammalia; Artiodactyla; Balaenidae
Gene: SLC5A2
Product: solute carrier family 5 member 2
Exons: 14
Coding region: 2-2077 (691 amino acids)
Biological process (GO): sodium ion transport; transmembrane transport
Cellular component (GO): plasma membrane
Molecular function (GO): D-glucose:sodium symporter activity
Source: RefSeq, a predicted model, not a curated record
AAUGGAGGAACACACAGAGGCAGGCUCAGCACCAGGGCUGGGGGAACAGAGGGCCCUAAUUGACAACACUGCCGACAUCCUGGUCAUUGCGGCUUAUUUCCUGCUGGUCAUUGGUGUCGGCUUGUGGUCCAUGUGCAGAACCAACAGAGGCACCGUUGGCGGCUACUUCCUGGCGGGACGAAGCAUGACGUGGUGGCCGGUCGGGGCCUCUCUCUUCGCCAGCAACAUCGGCAGUGGCCACUUCGUGGGCUUGGCAGGGACGGGCGCGGCAAGCGGCCUGGCUGUGGCUGGAUUUGAGUGGAAUGCGCUGUUCGUGGUGCUGCUACUUGGCUGGCUCUUCGCGCCCGUGUACCUGACCGCGGGCGUCAUUACGAUGCCGCAGUACCUGCGCAAGCGCUUUGGCGGCCAUCGAAUCCGCCUCUACUUGUCCGUGCUCUCGCUUUUUCUGUACAUCUUCACCAAGAUUUCGGUGGACAUGUUCUCCGGGGCGGUAUUCAUUCAACAGGCUCUGGGCUGGAACAUCUAUGCCUCCGUCAUCGCGCUUCUGGGCAUCACCAUGAUCUACACUGUGACAGGAGGGCUGGCAGCGCUGAUGUACACGGAUACGGUGCAGACCUUCGUCAUUCUCGCGGGGGCCUUCGUCCUCAUGGGUUACGCCUUCCACGAGGUGGGCGGGUAUUCGGGGCUUUUCGACAAAUACCUGGGGGCAAUGACGUCCCUGACGGUGUCCGAGGAUCCGGCGGUGGGCAACAUCUCCAGCUCCUGCUAUCGACCCCGGCCCGACUCCUACCAUCUGCUCCGGGACCCUGUGACGGGGGACCUGCCGUGGCCUGCGCUGCUUCUGGGGCUUACCAUCGUCUCAAGCUGGUACUGGUGCAGCGACCAGGUCAUAGUGCAGCGCUGCCUGGCUGGGAAAAACCUGACCCACAUCAAAGCGGGCUGCAUCCUGUGCGGCUACUUGAAGCUGAUGCCCAUGUUCCUCAUGGUCAUGCCGGGCAUGAUCAGCCGCAUUCUUUACCCGGACGAGGUGGCGUGCGUGGUGCCAGAGGUGUGUAAGCGCGUGUGUGGCACCGAGGUGGGGUGCUCCAACAUCGCCUACCCGCGGCUCGUCGUGAAGCUCAUGCCCAACGGUCUGCGCGGACUCAUGCUGGCGGUCAUGCUGGCCGCGCUCAUGUCCUCGCUGGCCUCGAUCUUUAACAGCAGCAGCACGCUUUUCACCAUGGACAUCUACACGCGCCUGCGGCCCCGCGCGGGCGACCGCGAGUUGCUGCUAGUAGGACGGCUCUGGGUGGUGUUCAUCGUGGCCGUGUCGGUGGCCUGGCUUCCCGUGGUGCAGGCGGCGCAGGGCGGGCAGCUCUUUGAUUACAUCCAGUCGGUCUCCAGCUACCUGGCGCCGCCGGUGUCGGCCGUCUUCGUGCUGGCGCUCUUCGUGCCCCGCGUCAAUGAGAAGGGCGCCUUCUGGGGACUGAUCGGGGGCCUGCUGAUGGGUCUGGCACGCCUGGUUCCCGAGUUCUCCUUUGGCUCGGGCAGCUGCGUGCGCCCCUCGGCGUGCCCCGCGCUCCUCUGCCGCGUGCACUACCUCUACUUCGCUAUCGUGCUCUUCGUCUGCUCCGGCCUCCUCACCCUCGUGGUCUCGCUGUGCACACCGCCCAUCCCGCGCAAGCACCUCCACCGCCUGGUUUUCAGUCUCCGGUACAGCAAGGAGGAGCGGGAGGACCUGGAUGCUGAGGAGCUAGAAGGUCCACCCUCAGCCCCUGUACAGAACGGGCGCCCUGAGCAUGCGGUGGAGAUGGAGGGUAAGGCACUGCCCUGGGGGAGCAGACUAACUGUACGGCCGCAAUUUCUCCCAGAGCCCCCGUCCCCAGCACCAGGCCUGUUCCGCCAGUGCCUGCUCUGGUUCUGUGGAAUGAGCAGGGGUGGGGCAGGCAGUCCCCCACGCCCUACCCAGGAGGAGACGGCUGCCGCAGCCAGGCGACUGGAGGACAUCAGUGAGGACCCAAGCUGGGCCCGUGUCGUCAGCCUCAAUGCCCUGCUCAUGAUGGCCGUGGCCACGUUCCUCUGGGGCUUUUACGCCUGAGGUCAACUGUGUCGGGCGCCAUGAGCCACAGCCUUGCAGUGAGUGGGGGUGGGGAGCCUGCAGUGGUGAGAAGGGCCUGGGGCAGGAGAGUGCGGGGGAAGGCCCUGGUACCCCUUCUCUCUAUCUUGUCUCUGCCUGGGGCCCAGUCCAUCUGAUUGGUAGUCACUUCCUUGGCCAACUGGCCACAUCGGUGCCCCUAAGCAAAAAUAAAGCUGCCUUUCCCAGGUCCUGCUGUGGCCAAAGUGUCCUUGCUCCAGGCUCCUGUCCUGGGACCUGGGCCUCUGGCUGGGCUGCUCACAAGAGCUUCUUUUCUGGACACAGGAGCCACGUGGCCCUCCACUCAUCCACCUCUAGCUGGUGCUUCUCAGUCGUCCAGCCCGCAUCCUGCAGUCCUGGGGAGAGGGCGUAGGGCUACUGCUGGGGAGGAGACUCUGGGCUGACCCCGGGGAGGGGGAAGGAGCAGCACAGGCUGGGUGUACUGCUCAGGUUCCCCUUGCCUCUGCUGGGUAAUCUCUGGCAUAAAAUGAGCCUAAAACCUCA